Molecule: messenger RNA, 1158 nt
Organism: Owenia fusiformis
Lineage: Eukaryota; Metazoa; Annelida; Polychaeta; Sabellida; Oweniidae
Source: the annotation of a GenBank genome assembly
CGUUGAUGAAUAUCCAACUGAAAUUAUAGUUUAAAUAUAAUUCUUAGUUUUGAUAUUAUCCGAUUAAAACUGCAAACACACUAGGUAUCAAGCUAAACAGGAAUGGGGAUGGUUAAAGUUUUUAAUGUUGUUAUCGUUUUCUACUUUAUGACGGCAUGCUGUUAUGCGGGAGAGGAAGGUUAUGUACCAUGCAGUUCAGAUGGUGAUUGUGGCGGAGAUGAAUGUUGUGGACUUGACUCAGUUUCGAAAAGAGGCAUAAUGAUGGCUCCUGAGGUUACUUCUAAACCAAUGGGAAUGUGCGGCAAACGGGGGACUGAAUAUCAUAUUUGUUUUGAUGUCCCACAACCGUGCAGUUCAGAUGAUGAUUGUGAAAAAGGUGAAUGUUGUGGACUGGACUUAAAUCUAGUUUCGAAAAGAGGCAUAAUGAUGGCUCCUGGGGUUGAAACAAUGGGAACAUGCCGCAAACGGGGGACUGAAAAGCACAUUUGUUUUGAUGUCCCACAACCGUGCAGUUCAGAUGAUGAUUGUGAAAAAGGUGAAUGUUGUGGACUGGACUUAAAUCCAGUUUCGAAAAGAGGCAUAAUGAUGGCUCCUGGGGUUGAAACAAUGGGAACAUGCCGCAAACGGGGGACUGAAAAGCACAUUUGUUUUGAUGUCCCACAACCGUGCAGUUCAGAUGAUGAUUGUGAAAAAGGUGAAUGUUGUGGACUGGACUUAAAUCCAGUUUCGAAAAGAGGCAUAAUGAUGGCUACUAAUGGGACUUCUAAAACAAUGGGAACAUGCCGCAAACGAGGGGCUUCAAAGGAUAAUGAUUGCCAGCCAUCCGUGGAGAAAAGAACUCCUUGUACCAGUCAAAAACAGUGCAAGAAAGACGAGUGUUGCUUAUCCAUUCUUCAACCUACAGGCAAAAGAGGCCUUGAAGAACAGCCCCAGGCUUAUUGUGAGAAACGUGGAAUAUGUAAUGAGGGUUGUCUGAUGAACAACGGGAACAGAAAACGAGCUCCGAGUGGAAAGGUGUUUGUAGGGAAAUGUCGAUGUGCGAAAGGCUUGAAAUGUACGCCUAAUGGUAUGACGGACAUACCACUUGGACCAAUGGGGACAUGUGAACCAAAGAGAAGAAAAUUUAAAGAACGGAAGUGCAAAAAGUUGAGAGGAUAA